Paramuricea clavata is the source of this 513-nucleotide messenger RNA. The record is from the annotation of a GenBank genome assembly. Lineage: Eukaryota; Metazoa; Cnidaria; Anthozoa; Malacalcyonacea; Plexauridae.
AUGGCUGCUAUUUUGCCAUUUGAAACUGUUCUGAAAGAAAUAUAUUUGAAUAACAAUGAUUCAGAAUUAUCCCCGAAUCGUCCGCUUUACUCCAGUAGCGACGAAGAAGAGCCAAAAUAUGAUUUCAUUGGAGAAGCUGUCAAUAUUUUCGCCACUUGUGAUGAGGUAGGUCAAAAUAAGGUGCAUUUUGCUCACGAAGCAAGGAAAUACUUGAAUGAACUCUACAGGCUGCAUGUCAAAGGAAGCGAAACUUUAACAAUGAGCCGUUCAUUGCUGAAAACUGGAGCCAUUUUAAAAGACGAAGCUCGUACUUGGUUGGGUUACAUUCACAGGAGGUUAAUCGCGAGGCCACGGAUACGAAAACCAUGGUAUUUUGAAUUUACAAGAGAUAUCUCCAAGGAAAUUUUCUUAGCACUCAAAGAUGCACUCAGGUCUACAAACAAUCCAAAUUUGCUGACCGACAUUAACAUGGAUGGCAAAUUGGCAAUCGGAAAGCCUUCGUUAUUAGUGUGA